This is a messenger RNA of Dermacentor andersoni, 6444 nucleotides long. NCBI's taxonomy places the organism in Eukaryota, Metazoa, Arthropoda, Arachnida, Ixodida, Ixodidae. The record is from RefSeq and is a predicted model, not a curated record.
AUGGAGCCACAGCCGAAGCCGGCCGAUCAAUCCGUCGCCCAGCCGGGUCUGCCGUGCUCGGCUCGCCCCAUCGAUCGCGCGAUGCGGUGUGACGUCACCCGCGCAGCGCGCUUGCGCCGCCCCGAGGUCCGACUGCGGUUCACGUGCGCAGACCAGAGGAUCGCCGGCGGAGGCCAUGUGCGACCGGCGAGCCGCCGGCGUGCCGGCGCGAGCCCGCCGAUAGCGCGGACCACGAGGAAAUGCCGGAAACGCAGCGGCGCGUGCCGGCUUCCCUCGGCCGAUCUGGGUCACCCGAGGGACCAGGCGGCUUUCGCUCUCACCGCCGGCGGGUCGGCAGCGACAGUCGACAGCUGCUGCGCGCGGGACUCGUCGGCGCGCCGUGACCCGGGACGGACGAUGUUCACCAGCAACACGGACGGCGCGGCCGAGGUGGCCGAGCCCUUGCGCACCGAGCUGUACCCGGCCGAGCCGGCGGCCGACUCGGCGCUCCUGGACGACGACACGUCGGACGACGUCGAGCCCGAGAAGCCCGAGAAGCCGCCCCCGGACCCCGGCGUGCCGGACGGCCCCGUUGUCCGACUCAGGCAGCCGUGCGCGGCCAGCCCGGCGCGGACUGGCGAGCCGCUGCUCGACGUCAACGGACGGCGGCCCGACGCCCACCGCAAGUUCCUGGUUGAGGUGCGGCUCGACGAGGAGCCCAAGAAGACGCUCACCCACUGGGACGUGUGCCACUUCAGCGCGCUUCCCAAGUGGCUGCAGGACAACGACUACCUGAUCCACGGGCACAGGCCUCCGCUGCCUUCGUUCCGCGCCUGUGCGCUGUCAGUGUUCCGCGUGCACACCGAGACUGGCAACAUCUGGUCGCACCUGCUCGGCUCGCUGGCGUUCGCCACUACGGGCGCGCUCUUCCUGUGGCGGCACAACCUGCCGCUCGCGGAGCAGGCCGUGUUCGGAGCCUUCUUCUUCUGCGUGUUCCUCUGCUUCUUCACGUCCACGCUGUACCACACCAUGCACUGCCACUCGGAGCACAUUGGCAAGUUCUUCAGCCGACUCGACUACUGCGGAAUCGUGAGCAUCGUGGCCGGCUGCUUCACGCCCUGGAUCCACUUCCUCUUUUGGUGCGAGCCGCGCACCAAGCUAUUCUACCUUCUGCUGGGCUACGCCCUGUGCGUGGUCACCAUCAAUCUGACCAUGUGGGAGAAGUUCGGCCGGCCGCACUUUCGGCUGCUCCGGGCCUCAGUCUUCACGGGCCUGGCCGUCAGCUGUUCACUACUUCCCGGCGUGCACUUCGUGGCAGUACAUGGCCUUCACCUGGCCUUCUUCGAGCUCGCCUACGGCUGGCUCCUGGCCAUGUCGCUGGUGGCACUCAUCGGCGUGGCACUGUACGCGUUGCGCGUGCCCGAGCGCUACUUCCCGGGCCGCUGCGACAUCCUCUUCCACAGCCACCAGUUCUUCCACCUGGCCGUAAUCGUGGGCGCCUACAUCCACCUGCGCUGCCUGUGCGUCAUGGCGCUGUACCGGCACUCGGCCAUUGGCGCCCAGUGCCACGCCUGACCAUAUCCCGCAAGCAAUAGCGAGCUUCUGUGAUACCGGGACGACGCCUCACACACGUGCCGGAGGGCCUCCCCUACAGCGCGCCACUAGGACAGACAGAGGGACUAUUUUGCAUACUUUUAUAUUCCCCGCCGGCCUACCCCUGCUGUGCGUAGACGGUGCAUCCUCGCCGCUCGCCGAGUUCGGUUUCGCACGCCCUUCCUCUCUCACCAUGCGCGGUUUUGUGCGAGCAGGUGCACACGGUAAGACCUGUCGCUCCCUCCGCUCAUGCCUCCGCCCGUGCACUCAGCCGGGGCCCGUUCUUCGUUCAGUGCCCCUGCAGCAAGCGGCCCUGAGCGACGAAGGCCCCGACAGGAAGCCGGGCGUCGUCACAUCCCAAGUGCCCGCUGGCGUCGGAGGGGUACCUUUCGAAUGCAACUUUACCAAUGUGCCCCUCGACAGGAUCUUUUUUGCUAUCUGAAACCACAGUGCCGCGACGUUGACUUGGGUUGCUCUGUCCCUUGCUGGAUGUCCUGAGUGCCGCUAAUCUCGUGCCCUCGUUCUGUACUAUAUACUUUGCUCUUUGCACCUCAAAGCAUCUCUAACUUCUCGCGUAGUUUUUCAACCUUCAUGAGAAAACAAAAAUGAAAGUGAGAGCGUAGAGCAGACGUAGAUUAGAGUAAGAAUUCUAUAGGGAGCAUUUCCAAUAACACAUAAACUGAGAGUCACAUUUUUAAGCACAGACACUGGGCAUCUCAAGCAGCCCAUGGCUGGAUUUCUAACCAGCGAGCUUACAGCGUGCGUAACAAAGGUGACGACACUGUUGAGAUACGCUUGCACACGCUGUCGUCCCCUCGGUUGCGCAGAUUACAUGCAAAGCUGAGAAUUCGCGCCGUCGCUUGCACAAUCUGUCACUUGACCUGCUUUAUGCAAAAUGUCUUUCUUCCCGUUCUAGGAAGACAUUAAUACUCACGCAUGAACUGAAGACAGCGCAAACUGUAACAGCGAUUCCUGAACCGUUUUGGUGUGCUUUUUCGACAGCGAAAAGCUUGACCAUAACCUUUACCUUCCCAACCCUCUCUCAGCGACACUUGCAUCAGCCCUCUAGCAAUUUUACUGCCCGCUCGGGCGCUUGUACAGUUAGGGUUCCGACUGCCUAUGUACAGUACAAAAUGUCACAUAUACUUAAAAUUUCCAUUUUAUCCCGUAAGGGGCCGCGAGUGAGCGAAAGUGACUGCAUGCAUGUCGACCAAGUGCGCUCGAGAACUUUCUAAAAGAAAAAAAAAUAGAAUGUCGCCUUUGAAUGACUGUGCAAACAAAACAUCUAGCAGUAUUUUUAACCUUGCCUUUCCUCUAUAUCACUCUCUAGCAAUUUCCCACGAUAAGCCCAUAUCCUGAGAAAAGACUCAGGCAGCUCGGUUGUCGACUUCCGGCUGUGCACUGCACAGAGCAUGGCACAGAGCAUAGCAAGAAGCGGCUCGAUCAGUACCGCUCGCUGGGAGCAGGCAUGCUUUCUUCCUAUCGGGACGCAAAACGCGCACAGAAUACUUACAGGUCAUUAGUCGCAUGAUUCCGGAUAGCGUAUCCUUCAUCUAGGUCUUUCACCUCCUAUUUUUUUAUCACAACAACGAAGGUGAGAUAUCUCUAUAUGUCCGUCUCCGGCUGGCGUAACAUCGCGCCGUCAGCUUACGCAUGUAGGUAUACUAGAUUCUCGCCAAGCCAGAAAGCACGAGAUGUCGGUAAUUCGACAAGCAUAGCGUAGUGAUUCAAUGCAAUUAUUCCUCAUAGACCAGCAGUGCGCCUUGGCUGAUAAAUAGUGCGCCAAGGGCGCUGUCCAAACGAAUAGUUUUUCAAAGCUGACGAGUAAUUUGAGCGGUGGAGAAAGCAAAAAAAAAAAAAGUGAAAUGCGCGAACUCUUUUAGGUAUUUGCUCUUCAGCACACUCGCCAUGGAGGCUCCGAGUCCACUAAGGCAGGAACCACACUGAAGUGGCGCUCUAGACAACAAUCAAGGUGCUUCACGGGUGCAAUGCAAUGUUUUCGCCCCUAGGUGUUACAGCGGCGCGUUGCGUAUCGAGCGAUAAGGGCUACACUCUAUAUGACCACGCUUCAUUUCGUGCACCAGCGCCUUCCUCUUUCAAUCAAGAAGUAUCGCGUAGCGGUUCGACCAACUGGCACAAAGUGGCACUCCAUUUGUACAUAGGUCCGCAUAUAGGCUGCUUCGCCGCUUAUUUGUUGCUCUUUUCUUUCUUUAUUUUUUUUUCACGCGUUUCUGUUAUACUCUUUGUUAGCGUUUGGACGUGUAAAAGAAAUGGCAUGCACUCAUGCAAAUCACGGGCUGGUGGCUUGCCGCGCCACCGGAGGAUGCAACGCGGGUCGCAUUCCUGAAAAAUGGAAAGGAAAAAAAAAAGAGAAGCGCGCGCAGUACUCUCUUAAGCCACCCACUUGUCUCAUAUAAUGCUGCUUUCGGUGCGAAACCUAGCUUCCCCGAGUGUAUAGAACAGACUAGGAGUGUGCGCGCAGAGUCGACUACGCCUCCGACUGUUCGCCAGUGAUGUUCUUUUGACCACGUCACACUCAAUGAGGAGUCAGAUUUCAAACCCACAGAGUGUACGAGCUGGGCGACGCGGAGGGAACUGCGCACGCCACCACACGGGCGCCUUUCUUUCGAGCGUUGGCGCUAGAGGUCUGCGCAUGGUUGCACUCUCUCCUCACAGUUCUCUAGUCAGGCAUGAGCGAUAUGCAUGGAUCUAAAGAGCCCCGCCUUCGUGUGCUAUAGCUAUGUUACGGCGUUUUGGUGAGCACGCUGGUGUCCGCCCGAAGCAAAGCAAAGUGAAAGGUGGCAUCGCACCUCUACCGACACGCGUCAGGCCGAGUACUCGCCAAUGUCGGAAGAUGCCACGAUUGUUGGCCUUCGUGCGAUCGCCUUGGCACCAUUCCUGGCUCCGGUCGACGCAACAGCACAGGCGCACAAUCCGGAUCACUCCGCGCGUACUCAUGUUUGUGCGCACAGACUCGUGCGCCUGCUUCGAGCGUGAUCAGGCUAAGCGAAAGAUCUCUGUUAUCGCACCACCAUAACAUGCGCCCGGCGCAGAUUUAAUGAAGAUGUGGCUCGUUUUUUUUUUUUUUUUUUCAAAGCCACGACGCCACUUUUGUGGUCUAAGAUAUUAAGGCGCGUGUAGUGUCUCCCUCUCAGUAAAAUUGUUUGCGUCUAACGCACACUAUUCCCUUCGGUGCAAUACACCCAAAUAAUAUUCAGCUACAACGUGCAACGACACAAAAAUGCAAUAAUGAAGGUAAAAUCAAAUCAAUGCUUGGAAAGAACUGACGGAAUAAAUAGCGAACUGUCCGCACUCGCUAGCGCUGCGCACUAAGGCAGAUAGGCGGCGUCUGUGGAGGAACUGUUUUGAAUACCGCUGACCGUUUGGUGCGAGGCUCCGAAGACGGCGCCAGAGACGACUGUUUGCUAUAGCGUGUUAAGUUAAUAAAGGUAUGAAGUAAAUAAAGGCAAACGGUUUGCACCGUUCGCCUUUGUAUAUUUCGUUUUUUUUUUUUAGCCGCAACGCACAGACAAUUUAGCGGCCUUAACUACAGAGCUAUUGCAUUGGUGCCACCUCCGAUAAGGUUAUAGAUAGUACUACUACACAGCUUGCACCUCUUCACAUUUGAACCCUUCCCGCCACCCACCCUCAAGAAAAGAAAUCGAUGGCUUACAUUGAAAGAUUUGCGCACCGGGAGCGUCUCUCUCCCUUUUGCAUUUUUUUUUUUGUUUAUUUGUCGAAGGGUCUUAUUCCCGGUCCACUUAUACCGUUCAUAGUACGCGAGCAGCAAUAACUUGGCGUUUUUGUUGUCUCUGCCAAGGGCAGAUAUUCAACUUAAAGACACCAAUUAUCGCUUUGCUCCACAGAGCACGACGACCAUGGUAGUCGUUGGCGAGUGCGGAAAUUAGCGCCUUCUCUGUGUUCAUGCACACGUUCGUGCAUACUGGUUUAUUGUAGUCCGCCUUGAAAUGUUACCAUGUCGCGAUGCGGACCUCGACAUUUUGAACUCGUAGUUCAACAGCCUUUAAUUUUUUUUUUACAUCCAGAAAGUUGUAAAACGGCCCGUGCGACUUGAAUCGCCAAAAAUUAUUCGUUUUGCCGAUCCCAAUCUAGCAAUGUCGCUAUGUGUCGACUGUUUAAAGAGCGUUAACGAGUGCACAAUUCUGAAUGCUGUGAGAGGACGCGCAUACCUAAUCGAUAUCUGAACUAAACUAAGAUAUUUGAGAAUAAUAUUUUCUCAAACGUAACUGUAAGGAUAUGAUCUUGUGUAGGUAUUGGAAGGUAGCCAAUAAAAAAGAAAAAUCUCGGCAAUCUCAGUUGUAAUCAUCACUUGAGUUCUGAACAAAUGAUCCCGUUCGUGUUCUCUUUUUUACCAUUAUUAUCAGACAUUAGCGCUCCCAUUAACGUUUGUGCUCGAAUUCCGUCCUUUAUAGUUACGAAUAAAAAAUAAUUUCCCCCUAAUAAUAUGCAAUAAGUGAGCGCAAGCAGAGAUAUUACACACGGCUUACAAUAGGUUGUCACGGCUAAGUACACGCAGACAAACUUCAGCUGAUAGCCCGUGAAUGAAUACAUUCUUGUUGCUCUUGGGUCAGUGUUGCGCUUUUCUGGAUGUAGAAAUGUUUAGGGCGCUUGUUAGACCAUUACAUUCACCUGAACGUCCAUGAUUCAUUGUGUUUGGAGAGAAAGUGAGCACAGAGAGCCCCACUGGCCUCGCGUUACACGCACGGAGAUUGUCGCGCGCAGCCUGUGCUUCGCGGACACUGUCGCGUUCUCUUUCACCAUGGAGAUGUUUGAGGUGUCGCGCCAAUGCAUCGUCAUCAAAGACCAAUAAAGCGAAUUAAAACGGAGAAAAAAAAAGAAAACAAUGCAGAA